CGUACUCUCUUUACACAGAUAGAAACAAUGUCUCAAAAGGUGGGAGCGAUGGGUGGUAACAAGGGAGUAGCAUUUGACGAUGGUGUUUUCGAUGGUGUUAAGAAAGUUACUGUUGGAAAAGAUUUUCGCAAUGUGAACUAUAUCAAGAUCGAAUACGAAAAGGAGGGAAAAUUCGAAAUCCGUGAGCACGGUACAAAUCGUGGUCGAUUACAAGAGUUUUCAGUGGAUUAUCCGAGUGAAUAUAUCAUAGCCGUUGGUGGAAGCUAUGAUGAUAUUUUUAGUUAUGGAGCAGCGUUGAUCAAAUCAUUACUCUUCAAAACCUCUUAUGGAAGAACAUCUCCCAUACUCGGUCAUACGACGUUAUUAGGAAAUCCAGCUGGGAAAGAAUUCAUGCUCGAGGGUAAAAAUGGAGGAAAAUUUCUUGGUUUCCAUGGGCGUUCUGGUGAAGCUCUUGAUGCCAUUGGACCUUACUUCUCUGCUGUGGAUUCGUCUCUUAAGCAAUUUAAACUUCAAGGUGGGGAUGGAGGGUUUGCUUGGGACGAUGGUGCUUUUGAUGGUGUUAGAAAAGUGAUCGUUGGACUAAAUGGUAAGAGUGUGGGUUAUGUAAGGUUUGAGUAUGCGAAAGGCCAAAGAACCGUACCGCAUGCUCAUGGACAUAAACAAGAAGCUCCACAAGAGUUUGUGGUGGAUUAUCCUAAUGAGCAUAUUACAUCAGUGGAGGGAACAAUCGAUGGUUACCUAACGUCUCUUACGUUUAAGACAUCAGAAGGAAGAACCUCCCCUGCUUUUGGGACUGUGGUUGGUAGUAGAUUUGUGUUUGAGGAAACAGGUUUUAAACUUGUUGGUAUUUAUGGUCGGUCCGGUAAUGUUAUUGAUGCUCUUGGUGCAUAUUUUGCCCCUCUUCCCACCGCUCCGACUCCGGCUGCCGUUCCAGUUCCUGCUCCCACUCCCACUCCCAUUCCAGUUCCAGUUCCUGCUCCAACCUCAUCCUCUUCUUCCUCUCUUACUCCUCCUCCCAAAAAAGUUGAAGCUCAAGGAGGAAAUGGUGGAGAAACAUUUGACGAUGGUGCUUUCGAUGCUGUAAGAAAAGUUUAUGUUGGUCAAGGCGAUUCGGGUGUUUCUUAUAUCAAGUUCGAAUACGAAAAAAAUGGCAAAAGAGAAACACGCGAGCACGGGAAAAUGACUUUGCUAGGAACAGAAGAGUUUGAGGUUGAUUCGGAUGACUACAUCACAUCUGUUGAGUGUUACUAUGAGAAAGUCUUUGGCACACCAACUGAUAUCAUAACAUCUCUUAUCUUCAAAACAUUAAAAGGCAUUACCUCUCAGCCUUUUGGAAUGGUGUCCGGCGACAAAUCUAUACUCGAAGGAGGAAAAAUCGUUGGGUUUCAUGGACGAGCAAGCAACGUUCUCCAUUCUUUAGGAGCAUAUAUAUCUCCCUCUUCUACUCUGGCAACUCCAAACUCCUUAAAACUUCCAGCACAAGGCGGAAACGGAGGAGUUUCUUGGGACGAUGGUGUUCAUGAUAAUGUGAGGAAGGUUUACGUAGGACAAGGCGAUUCUGGUGUUGCCUUUGUCAAGUUUGAAUACAACAAAGGAUCGGAGUUUUUCGCCGGAGAUGGUCACGGGAAAAAGUCAUUGCUCGGAACAGAGGAGGUAAUUAAUUACAUAGUUGUGAUUUCUAGAUACAUGCAUUAUCAGGAUGAUUACAUUACAUCUGUGAAGGUUUACUACGAGAAACUCUAUGGCUUGAAAACAGAUAUUAUAACGGCUCUUAUAUUCAAGACAUUCAAGGGAAUAACCUCUCAGCCGUUUGGGAUGACGUCAGGUGAUUUCUUCUUGCUCGAAGGCGGAAAAAUCACCGGCUUUCAUGGAAGUUCGACCGACGUUCUUCAUUCCAUCGGAGCUUAUAUGUCUCUUUCUUUUACUCCCAUGUUGCGUGGCAAGUGGAUCAAGGUGGAGCAAAAGUCAAAUGAACCUGGACCAAGAUGCUCGCACGCUAUAGCCAUGGUUGGAGACAAAAUGUACUCUUUCGGAGGAGAGUUAACGCCAAAUUUUCACAUCGAUCAACAUCUCUACGUCUUCGAUUUCAAGACUCACACAUGGUCACUUGCUCCUCCAAACGGCGACGUUCCUGACCUCCCUUGCUUAGGCGUUUGCAUGGUAGCCACUGGCACCAACCUCUACGUCUUUGGUGGCCGUGAUGGCCACCGUAAUUACAACGGUUUCUACUCUUACGACACGGUUAAAAGCGAGUGGAAACUCAUAACUCACGUUGAUAAAGGACCUGCACCGCGUAGUUUCCACGCGAUGGCUACUGAUGACAAAAAUGUUUAUGUUUUUGGUGGAGUGAGUACUACAACACGAGUCAAUACACUUCAUGCUUAUAACAUCGUUGGUCAAAAUUGGACUCAGCUCCCGAAUCCUGGCGAGUCUUGCAAAGCGAGAGGAGGACCAGGGCUCGUAGUUGUGCAGGGGAAAAUUUGGGUUGUGUAUGGAUUUAACGGGGAUGAAGUAGAUGAUGUCCAUUGCUAUGAUCCUGCUGAAGCCGAAGGUAAGUGGACUAAAGUGGAGACAAGCGUUGAAAAGCCAUGGGGGAGGAGCGUAUUUUCGAUAGCGGUUUCGGGGAAAUAUAUAAUUAUAUCUGGAGGUGAGAUUGAUAUGGACCCAAAGGCUCAUUUGGGACCAGGGAAAUUGACCGGUGGGGCUUUCUUGUUGGACACGGAAAGUUUGAUGUGGGAGAAGCUGGAGGAUGGUCAUAGUCCACGUGGAUGGUGCGCGUCCACGACUGCUUGCAUUGAUGGAAAGACAGGUUUGUUGAUGUAUGGAGGCAAGUCUCCAACCAAUGGUCGUUAUGAUGACGUCCUAUUCUAUGGAUAGGCUCUGAUUAAGACAGUUGAGAUAUCAGUGUUGGUGAGUUUCGUAAGUCUGGUAUGUUGCAACAUAUUAAGGAGGGAUUUGGUUUGUGAGACUUAAAGACUCUUGCUUGGAUUGUCAACAUUUUGUGUG
Messenger RNA from Capsella rubella, 3006 nucleotides. Its product is annotated as myrosinase-binding protein 2. NCBI's taxonomy places the organism in Eukaryota, Viridiplantae, Streptophyta, Magnoliopsida, Brassicales, Brassicaceae. Gene Ontology annotation, biological process: nitrile biosynthetic process. Gene Ontology annotation, molecular function: protein binding; enzyme regulator activity; carbohydrate binding. Gene Ontology annotation, cellular component: nucleus; cytosol. The record is from RefSeq and is a predicted model, not a curated record.